This is a messenger RNA of Adineta ricciae, 1008 nucleotides long. NCBI's taxonomy places the organism in Eukaryota, Metazoa, Rotifera, Eurotatoria, Adinetida, Adinetidae. The record is from the annotation of a GenBank genome assembly.
AUGUAUUUUCGUUCAUCAUUGAGAAUUAUCACACCAAUUCGUUAUUAUCUGCAGUCAUACGCAACUAGUCGAUCGUAUUUGAUUUUGAAUAAUCCCUAUCCCAAUUGUCAGUUUUUAUCUGCGUCUUCGCCUUUGCCGCAACCAUGUCGAACAUUUAUGUUUUGGCGUGCGAAUAUCAACCGAGAAUUGUACGGUUCACCGACAAAAGCAUUAGCAACAAAGAAACGUCGACGUCUUCAAAAGUCGCUGACACAAAUCAUUCGCGAAGGUAAACUAUGGCGUUUAUUCAAAGACCUUAUCGUUCCAGAGAUCAGCAAAUGGUGGAAAGAACUACAACCAUGGGAUCGAAGACAUGAGUUUUUUCACAAUGAUUAUCUUGUCAUUCAUGAUUUUUCAAGUAAUGAUGAAAUUAAAAAAUGGACAGUCCGUACUGAUCUUGAUGAAGGAGUCGGUGAGUCAACGGCUGAACUUGUACCGAGUGGUCACGGUUCAAUUCUUUUUCGUGGUAAUAUAUCUUCCAAAAUGGUCAAUCAAAAUACGCUAUACAAUAAAAGUGGCUUUGCUAUCAUGUUCUCUGAACGAUUGGUGGGAUCGUUUCUAAUGCCAGCUCAUCAGAAAGGCUGGACUUAUUUCACUCAUAUUCUUCUACGCAUUCGUGGCGACGGAAGAUUUUACGAAAUCCGAUUUCAUACACCAGACCAAGAUCAUCAUCACUGGUCUGAUAUGUAUUCAAUGGUGUUGUAUACACGGGGUGGGCCAUAUUGGUCGACAGCGAAAAUACCUUUUGCACAGUUUUUUCGUAACAAUAUGGGACGAAUUAGUGACAAACAAUAUCCUUUUCAACCACUUUCAUGUACACAACUGUCUAUCGCAGUUUUGGAUGCAGCAGAUGGUCCGUUCGAACUCGAAAUAGGUGAAAUAAGCUUACUAAGAGAUCUACGCUACAAUUAUGAUAAGUUUGCCUAUGAACAGUAUACACUUCCUCCAUACACAACUACUUAUAAUUGA